Molecule: messenger RNA, 1570 nt
Organism: Paraphaeosphaeria sporulosa
Lineage: Eukaryota; Fungi; Ascomycota; Dothideomycetes; Pleosporales; Didymosphaeriaceae
Exons: 1
Coding region: 6-1502 (498 amino acids)
Biological process (GO): reciprocal meiotic recombination; double-strand break repair via homologous recombination
Cellular component (GO): nucleus
Molecular function (GO): ATP-dependent chromatin remodeler activity; ATP binding; DNA translocase activity
Source: RefSeq, a predicted model, not a curated record
AAGCCAUGCAAGCUAUACAGUCUCUGAACACUGAGAGACGUGUCAUCCUGUCAGGUACUCCACUACAGAAUGACCUGGGUGAGUUCUUUACGGCUAUCGAUUUUGUCAACCCUGGUCUUCUCGGCCAACGCUCCGCGUUCAAGAGGACCUUCGAGACCCCAAUUGUUCGCAGUCGACAACCAGAUGCAAGCGAGUCGGAGCUUGAGAAGGGCGAAGCUCGGUGGAAAGAACUCGUGUCUUUGACCAGCCGCUUCAUGAUCCGCAGGACCGCAGAAGUUUUGACGAAGUAUCUGCCUCCGAAGACUGAGCACAUCGUGUUUGUUAGACCUACUGCCGCUCAAGCAGCUGCAUAUCGAGCCAUUCUGACCUCGCCCAUCUUUGCGGUCGCUUUGGGCAACACCGACAUGGCUCUGCAGCUCAUCAACGUAUUGAAGAAGAUUUGCAACAGCCCAGCCUUGCUGAAGUCUAAGAAGGAUGCUGAUGACACACCUUCGGAGAUGCUGCAGUCUCUACUGCCUCUGAUCCCACCGAACGUCCUGAAUUCCAACGCUUCAAGCGCGAAGCUGCGUGUCUUGGAUAGCCUAGUCCAUCGCAUCUACACUACGACAGAGGAAAAGAUUGUCAUCGUCUCAAACUACACGCAAACCCUCGACAUGAUCGAGCGCCUCCUCGUCUCUCUCUCAUACACGUAUUGCCGCCUCGAUGGCAGUACGCCCGCGAAAAACCGCCAAGGUCUCGUCGAGAAGUUCAACAGGUCGUCCCAGAAGAACCACUUCGCGUUCCUCCUAUCCGCUAAGUCCGGCGGCGUGGGACUCAAUCUCGUCGGUGCCUCGCGCAUCGUGUUGUUCGACAUUGACUGGAACCCUGCGACAGAUCUGCAGGCCAUGGCACGUAUCCACCGAGACGGGCAGAAGCUGCCGUGCAAAAUAUAUAGGUUCAUGAUCCAGGGCGGGCUUGACGAGAAGAUUUACCAGCGACAGAUCAUGAAGAUGGGUCUCGCAAACGCGGUGGUGGACAACAAAGCGAGUGCAUCGUCGUUCUCGAGGGAGGAGCUGAAGGAUCUGUUUCGCCUGGAUGAGAGGGAGACGUGCCAGACGCAUGACCUCUUGGGAUGCGACUGCGACUGUAGAGGCUCGUUGGAGACUCAGAUUGAGCCCCCGGUUAAGGUCGAAGAGGAAGAGGAAGAUAGCGAUGACGAACCGCUGAGGGGUUUCGGGUCAGCUAGCCAGGUGGAUAUUGAUGGCCAGGAAGAGCGGAUCAAGAGACGGCGCAAGGCGAAGCAGCCGAAGUUGACGCUGUUAAUGGAGUACCGCCACAUCGACCCGAAGCACCUACGCGAAGAGAAGACGGAGGAAGUGGAUCUAGUGGAGAAGGAAAGUACAAGGGGCAACUCCGUAGAUGCCGAUGCGAUCGCCUUGGCCGUGGAUGACGACGUGUUCCUGGAUAUGCUGAAGGAGAAAGAUUCGAGGGUCGGUUUCGUGCUAACGAAGUCGUCGUCUUGAAGCAGGGGAACGUUACACCUGCAGGAUAACGCCCGGGACGACCGUUCUGCCUUCCGCAAUGAGAUACG